Messenger RNA from Paramormyrops kingsleyae, 1088 nucleotides. The record is from RefSeq and is a predicted model, not a curated record. NCBI's taxonomy places the organism in Eukaryota, Metazoa, Chordata, Actinopteri, Osteoglossiformes, Mormyridae.
UUGUUUUUUUAUAUGUCAUGUUCUGUACUGCAGGCUAAUCCAGCUCACCUGAAAUUGCAGGAAAAUUGGACAGCUGAAGAAAAUCUAGCCAAAUCCUGUUUACUGUAACUACAAGGAAGUAAAAUUAUCAUCAGGUUAUUAUCUCUAUUAUGUGGUUUAGCUGGAUUUCUUCAGAUUUCUACAGACAAAUGGAGAACAGUCUCUCCAUUUGUCACUCUAUGUCUAUCACUCCUCCUUACCAGCUCUGAAGAUGGAUAUUCCUGCCAAUACAUUUCCACCACCACCACCUUACGAAAAGCCAGCUGCCAUGCAAUCAGCUGUUUCCAAAGAUGCUCAUGUGGCUUCACAACAGAACGCAGGAAACAUCUCUGUAAAUGUAACCUGUGUUCCGAGUCAACCAGAAUCUAAGCCUAAAUCUGAAAGCCUCUCCGAGCCUCGGUAUAUGCCGCAGGUUCAAGCCUUCCCUCAACCUCAAAUGAACCAGGUUCAAUUCCAACAGCCUCAGUUCCAACCAGUUCAAGUUCAGCAGCCUCAGUUCCAACAGGUUCAAGUUCAACAGGCUCAAUUCCAACAGCCUCAAUACGUUGUCAAUCAGCAACCUAUCAUAUCCAGUGGGAAUCUGGGUGCAGAACCUUGCUUAACAACCUGCACCAAUUGUAGGGAGAGAGUCACAACUAAUGUGAUUUAUAAGCCUGGGGCUCUUACAUGGGUGGUAUGUUUAACGCUCAUCUUAUUUGGCUUCGUGUUUGGAUGCUGUCUGAUCCCAUUCUGUAUGGACAUCUGUCAGGAUGCUCAUCACAGCUGCCCAAAAUGCCACACCAGCCUCCAUGUUCACAAACGGCUUUAAACUGCCUGUCCUAUUGGAGACUCCACACAUUUAUAUGAUCACUACACUGGUGUUGGUCUAAAGAAACUCACUAUUCUACAAUUAUAAUGCAAUAAGUAACUAUAAUUAAUCCAGUGUUCCACAAUUAAAAUGUAUUUAGUAAUCAUGAUUAAUCCACUACAAAGUGUAAUUGAAAACCAUAUAUGAAUUGAAAAAUUCCAUUAAAAUAACAAUCGUGACCAAUAAAUGAACUUUAAAUCUU